Molecule: messenger RNA, 1170 nt
Organism: Knipowitschia caucasica
Lineage: Eukaryota; Metazoa; Chordata; Actinopteri; Gobiiformes; Gobiidae
Source: the annotation of a GenBank genome assembly
AUGGGACAGAGGCUGGAGUGGGACAGAGGCUGGGAUGGGACAGAGGCUGGAGUGGGACAGAGGUUGGGAUGGGACAGAGGCUGGAGUGGGACAGAGGCUGGGGUGGGACAGAGGCUUGGGUGGGACAGAGGCUGGGGUGGGACAGAGGCUGGAGUGGGACAGAGGCUGAGUGGGACAGAGGCUGGAGUGGGACAGAGGCUGGGGUGGGACAGAGGCUGGAGUGGGACAGAGGAUGGAGUUGGACAGAGGCUGGAGUUGGACAGAGGCUGGGGUGGGACGGAGGCUGGGGUGGGACGGAGGCUGGGGUGGGACGGAGGCUGGGGUGGGACAGAGGCCAGAGUGGGACAGAGGCCGGGGUGGGACAGAGGCUGUAGUGGGACAGAGGCUGGGGUGGGACAGAGGCUGGAGUUGGACAGAAGCUGGGGUGGGACAGAGGCUGGAGUGGGACAGAGGCUGGGGUGGGACAGAGGCUGGGGUGGGACAGAGGCUGGGGUGGGACAGAGACUGAGGUGGGACAGAGGCUGGGGUGGGACAGAGGCUGGGGUGGGACAGAGGCUGGGGUGGGACAGAGGCCGGAGUGGGACAGAGGCUUCGGUGGGACAGAGGCUGGAGUUGGGCAGAGGCUGGAGUGGGACAGAGGCUGGGGUGGGACAGAGACUGAGGUGGGACAGAGGCUGGGGUGGGACAGAGGCUGGGGUGGGACAGAGGCUGGGGUGGGACAGAGGCCGGAGUGGGACAGAGGCUGUGGUGGGACAGAGGCUGGAGUUGGGCAGAGGCUGGAGUGGGACAGAGGCUGGGGUGGGACAGAGGCUGGAGUUGGGCAGAGGCUGGAGUUGGACAGAGGCUGGGGUGGGACAGAGGCUGGAGUGGGACAGAGGCUGUGGUGGGACAGAGGCUGGAGUUGGGCAGAGGCUGGAGUGGGACAGAGGCUGGGGUGGGACAGAGGCUGGAGUUGGGCAGAGGCUGGAGUUGGACAGAGGCUGGGGUGGGACAGAGGCUGGAGUGGGACAGAGGCUGGGGUGGGACAGAGGCCGGGGUGGGACAGAGGCUGGAGUGGGACUGAAGGACAGGGGACACAGAGGGACAUAUACAGUGGAUGAUUGCACACACUCUGCACUGGAAGUGUGUAGACGUGUUCCUUGGUGCUCCGCUGCUUGCUUUGCUUUGUAA